Habropoda laboriosa is the source of this 669-nucleotide messenger RNA. RefSeq names its product larval cuticle protein LCP-17-like. Lineage: Eukaryota; Metazoa; Arthropoda; Insecta; Hymenoptera; Apidae. Gene Ontology annotation, cellular component: chitin-based extracellular matrix. Gene Ontology annotation, molecular function: structural constituent of chitin-based larval cuticle. The coding region runs from base 1 to 669 and encodes 222 amino acids. The record is from RefSeq and is a predicted model, not a curated record. The transcript has 3 exons.
AUGCUCUCACGUCGUGAAGAUAGAUUAACUUAUGUAUUCGGUUCUCGUGCUGUGGCCAAGGCUCCAGAGAUUUGUUACACGGCUGAAUUUAUAAUGGUCGCGAAAUACGAAAAUUCGCACAAAAGGAUCACCAGGUCAAUGGAAGCAUCGAAAAUGAAUUCCAUAUUUGAUGCACGCAGUGCGGGUGCGCGGCACGACUCUUAUUACUUGAACAUAGGCGUACAUCGACAGCGCCUUCAGAUCGCACGUAAAAAUGACAGCGUGCGUAGUACGAUAGAAAAGCGCGCUUGUGUCUUCCUCGCUAUUGUCGUGGCUUCUGCAUCGGCAGUGCCGGUAAAUAACACAUCGGUGCCUAUUGUUGCUUACACUGCGGACGGACCUAAUCCAGACGGUUCGUACUCGUUCAGCUACGAGGCAGGGAAUGGCAUCAAGGCAGAGGAACAUGGUCAACUGAAGCAAGUGAAUGAAACACAUUCAGUGGUUGCCGUUCAAGGAUCGUACAGUUAUUCUGUUGCUGACGGAUCACCGGUUGCUUUGAGCUACGUUGCCGACGAGAAUGGUUUCCAGCCAAAGGGUGAACAUCUUCCAACACCGCAUCCGAUACCAGAAGGAAUUCUGAAAGCUCUGGAAUACAUAGCGGCGCAUCCCGAGCAAGACGAGACGCACUGA